AUGCCCAGUGUUACGGUGAAAGAUGUCAACCAGCAAGACUUUGUCAGGGCGUUGUCAGCUUUCCUCAAAAAGUCUGGCAAACUGAAAGUCCCAGAAUGGGUUGACACCGUGAAGCUUGCCAGGCACAAGGAGCUGGCUCCCUGCGAUGACAACUGGUUUUACACCAGAGCAGCAUCCACGGCCCGUCAUCUGUACCUGCGAGGAGGGGUGGGCGUGGGCUCUAUGAUCAAGAUCUAUGGAGGCCGUCAGAGGAAUGGUGUAUGCCCGGCCCACUUCAGUGUCGGGUCUAGGAAUGUGGCAAGAAAGGUCCUCCAAGCUCUGGAGGGCCUCAAGAUGGUGGAGAAGGACCCCAAUGGUGGACGUAGACUUACCCCUCAGGGUCAGAGAGACCUGGAUAGGAUCGCUGGUCAGGUCGCCUCAGCAAACAAGAAACAGCGAAGUUUACAAAGCGCCAUCUGA
Scomber japonicus (chub mackerel) is the source of this 459-nucleotide messenger RNA. RefSeq names its product 40S ribosomal protein S19. The transcript is spliced from 5 exons. Bases 1 to 459 code for a protein of 152 amino acids. Gene Ontology annotation, cellular component: cytosolic small ribosomal subunit; ribosome. Gene Ontology annotation, biological process: translation; ribosomal small subunit assembly. The record is from RefSeq and is a predicted model, not a curated record. NCBI's taxonomy places the organism in Eukaryota, Metazoa, Chordata, Actinopteri, Scombriformes, Scombridae. Gene Ontology annotation, molecular function: RNA binding; structural constituent of ribosome.